AUGCACCGCAAAACGCCCAUCUCCGUGCUGGUCUACAACCACCUCUUCCCGAACCCGCGCCCGGAGGACCCCACCUCCUUCUCCGCCCACCUCAGCAAGAACCUGGUCGGCGAGGUCCGCAUCGAGACGGCCACCUUCUACGGCUCUCUCGACACCAUCGAGGCCCGGUAUCCGGGCCUGAACUACUCGCAUCCGCCCCACCGCAAGCGUCUCGGCCGCUUCCCCCACCACGCCCGCCUGUUCAAGGCCUUCGACGAGCUGCGCUUGACCGAGACCGAGAUCGCGAGCCUCUGCCGCUGGGAGGGCACCCUGUGGGCGCGGCAACGCUACGAGCGUGACGAGGGAAUCAAGGUCCUCGACACGACGGGCAACGAGAUCGGACCCUGGGUCGACAGGCGGCGGACCCGCCAGUCGUCGCAGAUCAAGGUCAAGACGGACAUCGAGGUCGAGAUCGAGGAGGUCUCCGGAAACGCUCCCGCACAACAACGCCCCCAGCAGCAAGAUGAGGACAUGAUGGACGAGGACAGCGACGAGGAGAUCGAGAGCAUAGGCAUCCCGCUCAACCAGCGGCUCAUCGAGGCCGCUGCUCGCCGGGAGCAGGGCGCAACCAACGUCAUGAUGGAUGCCGACUGGGAGAAGUACCUCGAGCGUGCACAGGAGCGGGGCGAGAUUGCCGGGACCAUGCACUACUCGAUACCAGCAGUCCUCUCCCAGGGCGGCGUGCCCACGAAUCCCCACGACCGGACAAUGCCGCCCGCUCCUCCCUCGGCCCCCGCGUGA
Lasiodiplodia theobromae is the source of this 780-nucleotide messenger RNA. RefSeq names its product Nitrogen permease regulator 2 like. Bases 1 to 780 code for a protein of 259 amino acids. Lineage: Eukaryota; Fungi; Ascomycota; Dothideomycetes; Botryosphaeriales; Botryosphaeriaceae. The transcript has a single exon. The record is from RefSeq and is a predicted model, not a curated record.